Ipomoea triloba (trilobed morning glory) is the source of this 459-nucleotide messenger RNA. Its product is annotated as RING-H2 finger protein ATL39-like. The transcript has a single exon. The coding region runs from base 1 to 459 and encodes 152 amino acids. The record is from RefSeq and is a predicted model, not a curated record. NCBI's taxonomy places the organism in Eukaryota, Viridiplantae, Streptophyta, Magnoliopsida, Solanales, Convolvulaceae.
AUGAGGAUGUCCUCAGAAGAACUGGAAACCACAAACAGCUGGCACAGCACAGACCUCAACGCAUUCACUUCCCAUUAUUUCCGCCACCACGGCCUUCUCCUCUUCACGCUCCUCCUCUGUUUUCUCAUCUUCCUACUCGCCUUCUUCUUCUUCUACUUCAUCAACAAGUUCACCGGCGGCGCCAAUUUUCCGGCACCCAGGCCGGCGGAGGCGCCGCCGCCGACAAAAGGGCUCGACGCGGAAUCGAUUCAAACGUUGCCGGCCGUGGCGUAUGUUUCUCUGGGCGUUAAGGAUAUGAGCGAAUGUUCGAUCUGUUUGGGGCUGUUUGAAGAGGUGGAGAUCGUUAAGGUGAUGCCGGAGUGCUGCCAUGUCUUCCACGGCGCGUGCGUCGACACGUGGCUGUCGACUCGUCCCAGCUGUCCUCUCUGUCGGGCGUCUCUCGACUCCGUCAGUGCAUGA